Mytilus californianus (California mussel) is the source of this 3847-nucleotide messenger RNA. RefSeq names its product lipoxygenase homology domain-containing protein 1-like. Gene Ontology annotation, molecular function: protein binding. NCBI's taxonomy places the organism in Eukaryota, Metazoa, Mollusca, Bivalvia, Mytilida, Mytilidae. Bases 68 to 2314 code for a protein of 748 amino acids. The transcript is spliced from 13 exons. The record is from RefSeq and is a predicted model, not a curated record.
AUGAUAUAAACAACAUGGUGGACACUACAAAUAUUUGUACUUAGAUAUUAUAUUAAAGCCAAAUAUCAUGGAUGUUCGAGAGCAACUUAGACUUCACAGACGGAACAGACUUAGAGGGUCACCAGUUAGAUUUUAUGAGGACAAUGAGAAUGUUGUAAAUACUUGGGUUGGACCUGUAAAUACACAGCUUUAUGGAACUGGUUUGCAAACUCUUUGUCAUCAGACUUCAGAUAAUAUUGAAAGAUUGCAAACAACAAUGUCGAAAACAGAUCCAUGUUUUGAGUAUGGCAUGAAGCACUGGCACACAGAAACAAGACCAAAGUCAUCAAUGAGUUUUAAUGAAGGAAGUGUUGAUUUUAAAGGAAGAUGGAAAGAUGCCAAUGUUAUGUUUACAGACACAGAAACAAUUAAAAACAUUGCCACACCAAUGAAUGAUAAUGAAUCAUUGUCUUCAUAUUCAGAAACUCCACUACCUCCAAAUAAAUUUUGUUAUCUUUGUACAACUAUGGAAGAACACCAAAGACACAUGCAUCUACACAAGAUACCAAAGAGACCAUCAACAGGAAAAACCAAGAUAAAAUAUAUUGCUCCUAUGCCAACACUAAAGAAGAAAGAGGAAGUGGAAAUUGACACAACAUUGUACGAGCGUCUUUACAAAGUGGAUGUUUACACUGGAGAGUCAGGAAUCAAUGCCAAUGUACAUCUUACCAUCAAGGGCAGCAGAGAUGAGCUUCCAAAGACACAACUGAAGAAAGGAAGAGGCUCAAUGAAUUUUAUCUUCAUGAGAGAAACUAAAGAAACUUUUUAUUUGAAGGCUCCAUUUCUGGGAGAGUUAGAAAUAGCAACAAUUGAGCAUGAUGGUUUACAACAAUCACACAAAUGGUACCUAGAGAAGAUCAUUAUAACUGAUGUUAAAUCAGAACAGGUUUGGGAGUUUGAGUGUUUUAACUGGUUGUCGCUGCAUAUAAAAGAUUACAGAAUAAAGAGAGAUUUAUUUGGCAAAAAGACAGGGAAAGCUGCAUUGGAAGUUUAUAAUGUACAGAUAUACACAGGGAAGAAGGCCUUCUCAGGAACUAAUGCCACAAUAUGUAUGACCGUAUUUGGAACUAGAGGUGCUACUAAUAAACUUAAGUUUGUUGACCAUGACAAAUCAAAAUUUGAGAAAGGACAGAUGGACAGCUUUGAUGUGUCCAGUAAAAACUUGGGAGAAUUAAGAAGAAUCAGAAUAGAACAUGAUGCUAAGGGAUUUGCUUCAGGAUGGUUCUUGGACAAGGUUAUCAUUAGUCAGCGGGACGAUCCACGUCAGAAAUAUUAUUUCCUGUAUAAUGGUUGGAUUGGAAAAGACAUUGGGGAAGGAGUAUUGUAUAGAGAUAUACCAGCAAAGAAACAUAUACCUAAAGAAACUGAAUUUGGUGGACAAGCAGGACAAAAGACAAAGUACAUGAUAUUUAUAAAGACGGGUGAUAAGAGAUAUGCUGGGACAGAUGCAAAUGUUUUUAUACAAAUCAACGGAGAGAAAACCAUGACCAAGAAAAAAACUCUUGAUGACGAAAAAAAUAAUUUUGAGAGAGGUCAACUUGAUUCAUUCCAGUAUGAAGAUGUUGAUGUUGGCCCUAUCAAGACCAUUACAAUAGGCCAUGAUAACUCUGGACCAGGGGCAGGAUGGUAUUUACAAGAUGUAAAGAUAAAACGUUACCUGCAGAGGAAAGAGAUUGUUGAAUAUCUGAAGAAAACAAAGAAAGAGGCAGAAAAAAUGAAGCGUAAAAAAAGAAAAGGAGGUAAAGAUGAAGUGGAUGAACUCGAAGACAGGAUGAAAAAAUUGAUGAAAACAGGUUCAAAAUAUGAUGAUGAACUUUCCGACAAUGAAGAUCUGAAAGGGAGAAAAGGCAGAAGAUCAUCGAAAUCUCGUUCAAAAUAUGAUGAUGAACUUUCUGACAAUGAAGACCUGAAAGGGAGAAAGCGAAAAAAAUCAACUAAAUCCCGUUCUAAAUACGAUGAAAGUUCUGAUGAAGAGGAAGAACUCAGAGGUAGGAAAGGAAGAAAGGAAAAGAACAAUAAGAAAGCACAGAAAAAGAAAAGAGGGAAAAGAGAUUCUUCUAGUAGUAGUGAUUCCAGUGAUAGCGAGGAGGAAUAUAAAUCAAAAGACAAAGACAAGAAAAAUCAACGUAGAAUGUCUGAUAAUAUUGUACUCAAAGUUCCUCUGUAUGAGGAAUAUGUUUUUCCCUGUAAUGCAUGGUUUGCAAAAGAUGAGGGUGAUGGGUUAUUUGUAAGAGAGCUCAAGGUUAAAGAAAGGACAAUGUACUACAAAAAUUAAUAUACUGCUACGCAAAUAGAAAUUUACUCAUCUGGCAAUUUGAUAUCAUCCAUUAUAUUUGUUUCCUAAUUGGAUCAGUUUAUUGUUGAAAAAAAAUAUGAACGAAUGGAAAUUAAAAUCUAAAGUUUGAAAAAAUUCAUUUUGGUAAAAACAUUGUAUUUUAUCUCCAUUUUUUUAUUUUUUUUAGGAAAGGGGAGGGGGAGGAAGUUGUCCUAUUUCAUUUAUUGUCUGUUUCAUCCAAUUUUGUCAGAAUGGAUAUAUCAUUCUAAAAGGUGAUAAAACUGAAAAGUUAAGUGCUUAUUUAUAUUUGCAAAAAAUUGAUGUCAGUACCUUACAAAGGGUAAUAAUGUCACAAAUGGCAUUUAUAUUAUUAUCAUAAUUAGUGUAGUCAUUGUUUAAGACAACAGUGUAUUGUCUAAAAUCAAUGAAUGUGUAGAGUUGUUUAUCUUACAAAUGGAACCAUAUACUGUUUAUUCAGAAAUUGUUGCAUGCAUUUUAUUAAUUGUCGUGAUUUUUGAAGAAUGGACAAAAAUGCGAAAUCAAUUAUUGCAAUUUCAGGAAAAGCUGCAUAUAUAUGUUAAUCAGAUAUCAGAAUAGGAGUUCUUAUUAUUGUGAUACUCACCCAGUUGCAUUAUUCUCAUUAUUAAAAAACUCGCAAUAAUUUCUGACAAUACAGUAUCCGCCAACUAAUUUUACUUGCAAGGUGGAAAUGCAAAAAAUUGGAAAAUUAGAAAAUAUAUGUAAGGAUAAUUCAAAUUUUAGAAACAUGUGAAUGUAGAAAUGAUAAAGAAGAAUGUAUUGUAUUAUUUUAGAAUUAAAUGUUUAUUAGGUCAUAAAAUUUAGUCAUACCAAAUAUCUUGAGAAGCAUUUGGGAAGGGCUAUUCCAUUAAAAUAAAAUGUGAGGGUAGAAAGGGAAGGGCUAUUCUAUUUAAAUAAAAUGGGAGGGAAGAAAGGGAAGUUCUAUUUUUAACAGGGGUCUUUCAGAAUUGUUUAUGUCAAUAUGUUGUAAGCAAAAUUACUCAAAGAAAGAAUGAUGUAAGUAUUGGGGGAUUUGGAAGACACUACCUACCUACCCUCCUAAAUCUGUUAUAAUGGAAUAGCUUGCUGAAAAGCUUGUUCAAUGUACAGGUAACAAGGUUGUGAUGUUUAAAGAUGGGACAAGUCUAAGAGUUUCUGUUGUGCUCAAUCUGAUUGUAAUAUAGAUCCUGUGUCCAAGCCUCACAUUCAAGUAUCUGACAAUAUUUGGUUCUACUUUCUGUUUUAACUACCUUUAGAGAUUCUCUGGUAUUGCUGUAAUGAUACACACUUUCAAAACUUUGUAGGCAGGAAUUUGAUUGGUUGAUAUAUUAAAUACCAGAACAGAAAAUAGAUUGGAGUGUUGUCAGACCCUUGUAAGCAAAGUGUGGACACAGGGUUUGUAUUUUAUUCUGAUUGACUUGUGCUUUGACAAUUUUUAUUAUGCUCAAUUGUUAUUAGUUUUAUUGUUCUGUUGCAAUAUUUUAUGUUUAAGAAAGUAUAUUUCUAUUAUAUUUU